Capsicum annuum is the source of this 4021-nucleotide messenger RNA. RefSeq names its product importin subunit alpha-2-like. The record is from RefSeq and is a predicted model, not a curated record. Gene Ontology annotation, biological process: NLS-bearing protein import into nucleus. Gene Ontology annotation, cellular component: nucleus. The transcript has 13 exons. Gene Ontology annotation, molecular function: nuclear import signal receptor activity. The coding region runs from base 1418 to 2212 and encodes 264 amino acids. Lineage: Eukaryota; Viridiplantae; Streptophyta; Magnoliopsida; Solanales; Solanaceae.
UUGUGAAUUCGAAUUUGUAAUGGAACAGAGUUUUAUUGAUAACAAACCAACGAUUACAAUCAACGAAUAAAAAAACACUAAGCUAUACUUUACUGUGAAUCUACGACUUCCACCAUGGAUACAUGUAGUAAAACUUAGAAUGGAGUAAUGAAGGAGAAGAUAGAGUAGAAGAGAAAGAAGAAGGUUCUAGAAGAUUAGUCAAGGAGAAUUUUGAUCAAAUUCAUAACUGCCGAUCCCAAUUUCUGUUAAGGAUAUUUAUAAAAUUGGUUGAGUAGGUGUUGAGUUGGCUGCCCUAAAAUUGGGUUAAUUUCUAAAUGUUGUUUUAUUAUUAUCUCCACCGUUCCUUAUAAAAUAUUUGUUGACCCCAUUUCUCUUUUUCAGGAUUGUUCAAUUGGUGCAUGCAGACAUAACAAUUUUGGGUCAUUACACUUAUGCCGGGAUGGAUUUUAGGAUUAUUUUAUCAGCCGAGAAACAACUUGUUUAGUUCUGUAAAUAUCACUUUUGUAUCAAUAUGCAAUUUUGCUUAUUAAAAAUAAAAUAAAAUAAAGUUGGUAUAAUUUGAAUGCUGGAUCCAUGUGUUAUUACUUCUUUAAUAUAUUGUGGUGGUUAUAGCUUCAUCCCUUGGUUUUGUAUGUUCUCAGACUAAAGCUGCCCCUGUUCUCAUAAACAAUGAUCCCAGUGGUGGUAUCUCUCUGCUGCAGUUUGCUUUCGAGGAAUUCCAGUUAUUGCUCUCUGAGAGAUGAAGCUGCUUGCGUUCUCAAAGACAAAGGUUUUGAGGCAUCACCAUUACUUAAAGAAUUUCUCGAUGGUGAUAUGUUAGAUCCUCAGUCAUUGAUUGUUCGUGGUUUUGCUAGCAGUCGGCCGCUGUCAUUGACCAAAGAACACAAAGAAAUGCUCUCGGACAUAUUGAGUCGUAUUGUAGAAGAUGUAUACUCUGUUUUGGUUUAUUGUCUGAACGAUAAAUAUCUGCUGCAGCUCCAGGUAGAGAGUGAUGUGUUGAUUACUAGCCUGUUUCUUUUUUUUUUUUUUUUUUAGUGUAUUGUGGUUGUUGCAUCGAGUUCACAGACGAAAGUUGCUCAUGAUUCUGGUAGCUACAGUGAUUCUGGUGUUUUGCCUGGUGGUGUCUCUAUGCGGCAGUUUGCAAUCAAAGAAUUCCAAAAAUUGCUCUCUAACAGUAUGACUGAAGCUUGCGCCAGCUUCUUUUCUGCUGAUUUUAUUUCAAUUUGCAUAGUUACGUAUUUGCAAACAAUUAUUGAAAGAAUGGAAUCCUUGUUUAGAAGAUAUAUCUUAUGCUUUAGUUCGUGGGCUAGUCAAACAGAGAAAGUGUUGUCUACAACUCCAGUUUGAAGCUUCUUGGGUUCUCACAUACAAGGGUUUUAAGGGCUUGCCAUUACUUCAAAAGUUUCUGGAUGAUGAUAUGCUGGAUCUUCGGUCGAUAGUUGCCCCUGUUUUACCUAUCAAUCUACAACAGCCAGUGACGAAAAAAUAUGAAGUGUUUUAUGAAAAAUUGAAUCGUAUUGUAGAAGAUAUGUACUCUGAUUUUGUUGAGCUUCUAGUGAGUAGAUUUUUGCUGAAACUCCAGCCUGACGCUGCUGGUAUUGCUAAAGAAAGUAUUCCAAUAUUCGAGCACCUGCCUGUUUCUUGUCAAAUAAUUCAAAAAAAUCUUCAGGAGGUUGAUCUGGUUGAUGUUCAAACAAUAGGUUUUCUUCUUGAGUCUGCUGAUAGCGAUAGACAACUUUUGGGAAUCAAACUACUCGAACAAUUGUUCUCUGAAGGUUUCGUUUCCGAAGUUAAGGGUAUUCUAAGAUCUUUUGUUGUUGAUGUUGUUCCUCCACUAGCACAUAUUACAUGGAAAAUGGAUUCACCAGAGGUCCAGUUUAAAGGUGCUUGGGCUCUCAUACACAUCAUAUCUUACUACUCGAUGAAACCUUUAUCGUUGAUUAAGUAUGGCUUGGUGGAACCUCUUUUAGAGCUUUUGGAAAUCGAUAGUGUUUGUGAGAAGGCUAUGGAGGAAUUGCAGAAAAUUGCUUUUAACCCUGUAAGUCGUGAUCAUGCUCUCAAGUGUGGGGCCUUGCUCGUUUUGCUGAAGAAGUUGAGCACUAGCAACGGUUCAAUACUGAGAAAACUCACGUUGACUAUAUUAAACUUUUGUGAAGGAUUUAUAAAACGUCCUUUUAGUCGGGUGAUGUCAGCAGUCAAACCUCUUUGGUGAUGAAGUGGUUCUAGAAAAUGCAUGCCGUGCGUUAUGUUUGAUUUCUGGUGUGGUAGAUUCAUCCGGCGGUGCAAGUGAAGUAAUGGGCGUAGCAGAUAUUGAAAAAAAAAAAAAAAAAAAGCCAGAGGGAGAUUAGUGAUGCCUUCUAUGCUGCUAAUGUUCUUCUGGUGCCAGUUAAGCUUCUCAAGUGAAGGGGAUGCUUAAGUUUCUCAUUUAACGUAUUUCUUCAUAUUUGAGUUACAAUUGAAUCUGAUAUUUACGUCAAUUAUGGUUUCAGCAAAUAUAGCUCUCAUUCAAUAAUCUCCACUGCCAUCCGUACAGUUGCAAAAAUUGUUGUAGAUGAUAAAAAAAAAAAAAAAGAUGAUUUACAUAGAUGAGGUAAGAAAGUUUUGCUCACCCUUGUGAAAUAGCGAUUGCCUUUGAUUGAUUUGCUGGAGGUGAUCAUUUAUUUUUCUUUCUUUGCUGUCCUGUUACACUACUAUAACAUUAUCCUUCCUUCGAUAUGCUAAAAUAGUUCCAUGCUUGAAAAUGAAUUAUUAUUUAUUUCAAUUGUGUAACUGAGACAUACAUGCAUAUUAUUGUUUGGCUAACGUAGUCAAAUAUAUCCGUAACCCAGGAUAAGAAAGAAUGCUUCCUUCAUUGCCUGUUGAGCUUGCUAGAUAGAAGACUAGAGGAAGAGAUAGUCUGCAUCAUUAUAGCAUGUAUUACUGGUGAGAGCACUCUAUGGGCAGAGGUAUGUCAUCAAUGGUUGGAAUUGUUAAGCAGUAGUAGGCUGUUUAUAGCCUUCUAUAGUUUUGUAUUUCUAUUUGGUGAUUAAUGGAAAUGUUAGUUAUGAAAAGUAUACUUCUUCAAAUACCUAAUUGCUUUUGGCCUGGGGUGUUUAUGUUUUUCUUUUCUUUGUAAACAAAUAUUGACGUAGUUCAUACAAUGUAAGACUGAAGAGUAGCCCCUCUAAUUGAUGAACUUCAUCUGAAGUGUGAUAUGAUGCGGAAAAAGUUGUUGAUUUAGGUAUAUGAGUUUUAUAAAACUAAAUUGGAGGUUUUACCUUAAUCAUGUAUCCUUGUGGUUCGCGUUUGAAUCUCAGGCUGUAUUUGCUGCUGGGUUAAUAGAACCUUUUUGCAAGUUGGUUGCAAUUAAAAAAAAUGGGUAUUGCUGCUGUUGCAAUUGCAAAUGCUAUUGAUGGUACUGCAUGAACAGAAAAAGUAUGUAACGUUUUUUCAUGGAUAAAUCAUCUCUGAUAUUUUUUUUGAUUGAACUCUUAGUGUUUUCUUUGUGCUUUUGGCUUUAGGUCCUUGGUGGGAUGCUGCAUAGAUGUUUUGUGUAAUUAUGUUGGCGAUCAGAACAAGUGGGCUGGCAUCGGUCUCAGACGAAUAGAGAAAAUAUUGAAGCUUGGGGAAGCAAAAAAGGCAAAUAAUGGUGGCUAUAAUGAUUAUGCUUAGCAGAUCAAAGAGGAUGUAAAGUUGGAAGAUUUUUGGACACCCAGAUUUAAGUCACAAGCUAAGGCAAUAUUGAUGACAUAUUGGCCAUCAGCGCAGUGGCCAAGAGUGUUAGCACCCACACCCCUUGAUCCAUUAGAUCAACUGUAAGAGGAUCCAUUCACAGAACUAACUCAGCUAGAUAGUCUUUAAACUAUGUGAUCAAGCAUAAUGUGUUGUAGGCUUAAGAGUUUAUUUAUUUGUAUUCCCUUAUGACUGCUCUUAAAAAUAGGUGUAUACUCGAGGCAUCUUAUCCUCUUUCCAUUUCUGUGUUGUUUUUUCCUGGUCUUGCUUUGGAUAUUAAAUUUUGGUCUAGUGGAGAAAGUGUAACUGG